Messenger RNA from Fusarium keratoplasticum, 1077 nucleotides. RefSeq lists its product as uncharacterized. Lineage: Eukaryota; Fungi; Ascomycota; Sordariomycetes; Hypocreales; Nectriaceae. The record is from RefSeq and is a predicted model, not a curated record. Bases 1 to 1077 code for a protein of 358 amino acids. The transcript has a single exon.
AUGUCUUCCACCCUCACACACCAUCUUCACACUGCACACACCAGACCUGAUCUCUGGGACCAUCUCCAGGACCCCAACCACCCACUCAACACAGCGUGGCCCUACUUUCUUGAACAGGACACAACACUGCUGAACCUCUCUCAAAAGAUAUGUGACUUUGCGGGACUACGAAAGUUCCAAUAUCUCAUCUCGGAGCGCAACGAUGCAGGUGACGAGGAACUUGUCGCCUGUGGUCGCUCUAUCCCGUUUUUCUGGCGAGAGCUUCUCGAGGCCGAGAAAGGGGGCAGCCUUGAUCUGAAACCGCACCUCUUCCAAAGCCUACCUGAUGGCGGAUGGGACACUAUGGUCGCACGUGGGAUCCGGCAAUACAUGGCUUCUCACCCUGAAGAGGCAUCUUCCUGGCCGUGGUCGUCAGCCCCCAUAACAACCGAGGAUCAGGAGAGGGACACAGCCCGAGCUUCCAGCUCAGAACCCCCCAAUGCUCUUUCUGCCCUUGCUGUCACUGUUCGCGCAGACCGUCGACGAACGGGCCUUGCGGAACGCAUCCUUCAGAAGAUGAAAGACACGGCUCGACAAGAGGGGCUGAAGAUUCUCGUUGUACCUCUUAGACCAACCAAGAAGUCUUCCCAUCCUUUCGUCCCCAUGGAAGAGUACAUCACAUGGACCCAAGCUCCCCUCAAGCAAACCAUUUGCCGAACUCCUAGCCCAUUCAGAGUGACGCCCCAGUCCACGGUGCAGCCAAUCACCAUCCCCAGCAAGGACCAUGUACUCAAACCUUCGCUGCCAUUCGAUCCAUGGUUGCGAAAGCAUGUUCGCAUGGGGGCCAAAAUAGCCAAGGUUGCUCACAAGAGCAUGGAAGUCGAAGCCAGUCUAGAUGAUUGGACUGCAUGGACAGGGAUAGACUUUGACUCCUUCCCCAAUGCUCCCACAGUGAGGGAAAUGGACGGAAGGUCGAGGGUAGCGGAGUACACUCAAGUAGCACUGCAAGGAGGGCUCGUUCCCUUGAAAGUGUACAGAGAAGAGAAGAGAGCAGUCUACAUCGAGCCAAAUGUGUGGAUUUAUCACCAGCUGGACUAG